Messenger RNA from Hemicordylus capensis (graceful crag lizard), 3247 nucleotides. RefSeq names its product nascent polypeptide-associated complex subunit alpha, muscle-specific form-like. The record is from RefSeq and is a predicted model, not a curated record. Lineage: Eukaryota; Metazoa; Chordata; Lepidosauria; Squamata; Cordylidae. Bases 186 to 2435 code for a protein of 749 amino acids. The transcript has 5 exons.
UGACGCAUCAUCGGGCUUCAGUUGCCCACUCCCUAACCGACUUUCCAACGGUUAAGGACGAGUACGGACAGCAGGCUCCUCUCACUGGAGAAAUUGCCUGGUCUGCUCUCACCAGAGAGAUCAUCUUCUUGUCAUCGUUGUUGUUUUAGUUAUCCAGUGGACUUCUUUAGACGUUGACAGUCAUCAUGGCAGAUGAGUCGACUGAAAAGAGGCCAUCUGCUGGCUCUGCCUGUACGAGCGCGAGCUCGGCCGGGGAAGGAGGAGGUUCGCCCAGCAGCUUCCUCGAGACACCGACGGCGACCAUUGGUUCCACCUCCAUGCGGUCCUCUGUCUCUGACCUCUCCCUUCAAUCCAUCGAAGGGAGGGACAGCAGGGACCACAGCGAGCCAGCAGAGGGAGAUCUGCAGAAGCCACAGCGGGGGCACCAGUGGCCUGGCUUGCCGGCGGCAUCCCCCUACCAUCUCCCCGGACCCUUCUUUGGGCCGCUGGCCCCCAGCCGUCCCACUGCGGGCCCCAUGGCCCAAUUGUUUGGCCAUCCAUCCAUUGGCCAGCUGCGACCUCCAGAGCCGGAAGAGUUCCCACCACUCUUGCAUAGGGUGAGGGAGGCUCCUGGCUACAGACAUGCCACGCUUGCCCCCAUCCCUCCUGCGGAGACAACAUCUCUGGCCCAGCUUGCCCCCAUCCCUCCUGCUGCAAGAACAUCUCUGGCCCAGCCGGCCAGGGCGGACCCGGCGCACAAGAGGAAUCUGGUCCUGCUGGCCCACCGGCUGCAAUCAGAAGGCAGCACCACCACCGCUGCCGCUGGGGGGUUCCGGCCAGCCCCACCGGAUCAGCCCAGGAGCGGCAAGCCAAUGGACAUUCGACGUGCGUCCAGAGUCUUGAUUCCUGCCACUGAGCAGCCACUAGCCAUCCAAAUCAAGGAGACUGCAACUAAGAAAGCAGAAGGCUUCAGCACCAGUGCUGCCCCAAGAAUGAAGAUCCCAGAGUUGGGACCAUACAGAGCAGGGACCCAGGAGCGCCACCCACCAUCUCCUCCCCAGCUGCAGGGUCGAGGAAUGGCCAAGGGAGGAAUAGCCCCGCCCACUGGGGAGAUUCAGCUGCACCCUAAGGGCCCUCCAAAUCGGAAGAAGCUCCUUGUUCCCAAGCAGCAGUUGCUUCCGGAAUUCCUCUUCUCGCCUCCUCCACCAGAGACAACCAAAGUGCUCGCCAAGGGAACGGCUUCCCACCUGGUAGCCCCAGGAGAGAAGGACACCCAAUGUGCCAAGCCAAGGCUGCAGCUCUUUGACUUUUUGCCCCCCAUCUGCUUGGCGCCCAAAAAGGCCAAGGACCGCUCAUAUGGGGAGUUGGUGGGCAGGAAACUCCCUGCAGAGAACAAUGGAAAGAGGGCAAAGGCAGCAGGGGCAGAGAGCGUGCCAGCACCCAAGGUGCCACGGGGAAGCCCAAAGGCUGAGGGGAGAUCUGGAGAGACGGCCAAAGCAGCCCUUGACCACAAGGAAGGGAGAACCAUGCAGAAGAUCCCCACUUGCCAUCUGGAGCUGGCCGUCCAACCCCAUCUGCCAAGGAAACCAGCAGGAAUCAUGCCAGGCCAGAAGCUGCUGAAAAUGCCUCAGGUCCUGCCAGGAAGGGGGAAAGCACGGCUGCUACCACCUGAAGCCAAAGCUGGGGACACAAAGAGGAAGAAAGUGGGGCCAGAGUCCAGUGGAUCCGCCCAGACUGUGCCCCCGACUCCGAGGAGCAGCCUGGCCAGAAUGAUGCGGGACUCCGUGCAGGUGUUCCAUGCCCUGGGACCCCCGGCAAAAUCCAAGAGUGCAGAGGGACAUCCUGGGCAGAGCGUGCCCCAAAAGACACCAGCCAUGUCCAUGGGAAGGCCACCGUCGGGAAGCAUAGCCGAGCCACCACCAAGGCCUUUGGCAGCCCUGCCAAGCAGACCAGCGGGGAAGGCACCGCCCAGCUCCAUGGCCAGGCCAGCAGCCAUGCCGAUGGCCAACCUCCCCCCUAGCUCCCUGGCCCACCCACAAUCAACGCCAGUGUGGAGGCCGCCGGGAUCCCGUCCCUUCAUGCUCCGGCCCUCCUCCCUUGCGCAGGCAAAUACCUUGCGGAUGCACAGUCUUGCUGGGAGGACCUUUGGCCAGCCCCCGCCGGCCCCUCAACCACAGCCACAGCCUUGGGGUCCCACACCAACCCACCGACCCGUCCUCCCUGCCCACCAAGCCUCCACGGAACAUCCGGUCCUUCCACCUGGUCCCCAGAGAACAACAGCAGAGCAGGAGUUCAAGGGGGACACGUUCAUCCCUUGGAGGACGCCCCCGGCCCACCUGGAAGUCUCCCGGCCCAUUACGGAGGAGCAACGGCCCGUCCGGGAGCUGAUGCGGCGGCGGGCACAAAGAGCGAGGGAGGAGGCGGCUCAGUGGACAUCAGCCGGACGGAAGCAGUAAUUCGUGGAGCGGGAGGAGGAAAUGAACAUCUCCCUUCAGUCUGGCUACCCCUGGCGCCACUGAGAGGUCCUUUUGCGAAGAGCCAGACAAGCUGCCCCCAAGAAAGAGAAGCAAGCCACACCGAAGCCAGACUUCUCUGCUGCUGCCCAGGUCAGUUUGGGGGGCGGGGCUUUGGCCGUUGCUGGGUUUUCCCCGCCCCAGCUCUUCCGUUUGGGCCGAGCAUCCCCUCCCUCCCUUCCCUGGAGCAGAGCGGGUCUAGUGACUGGUCGCCCUUCGGGGGCCGAGUAGGAAUUUUUGGCUCUCAACGCAUUGGCCACUGUUGGGGGUUUUUUCGCCUACUCCGUUCUGCGUUUGGGUUUUGAGUUAGAAUUAGGCUGGUCACACUGGCAGGAGCAGUGCGGGCUGGGUGGAGUUUGAGGGAUGGAACAUGGGUGAGCACCCUUGGAUAUUUCAGAGGUGGGUUGGCAAUCGCUCCCUUGCGGUUUGUGCGGCCCAGGGGGGAAGAGUUUGCCAUGAAACCAGCUUCAGGGCUUCACCAACCCUUGGGCUGAACAGUCCGGGGUGGGUGAAUCUCAAGAAGUAUCCAGACCCUCUUUCUUAAAGGGUUGGCCUUGAAGGAAUUGGGCAGCUGUUACUUGCCUGUUUCCUGAGCCAGGGUGUGUCGCCCUCAAAGGUGCAGGGAAGGGCAAGGAGCCCUAACCCGGCCUUCUUAGGCCCGCACUGUUGUUUGGGGGGGUGACUAAUCCCCUUGGAUCCAGUCCAUCAUGCUUGGUUGUGAUUAGUUAAUAAAGUUGUGGCCCUUUUCACCCAAA